CUGUCAGAGUCGGCAUCCAGGGAGCCCCACCUGCAGGGCUCUUUAAAACCAGCCUGGCUGGGCUCCGGGGCUCAGACGCAGCAGCUCUGCCAGCACCAUGAAGGCCCGGGGGCUCCUCCUAGCCCUGGCACUGCUCGCCCUGGGCACCCAGGGGGCUUCCUUGCCCAGCAAAGGGAACCGAGCCAAGGACGGCUACUGCUACAACGUGCCCCCCUUGGGAGACGUCUUUGACACCCAGGACUGCAGUGCCUGCCAGAAGAACGGGUCCUGCUCCACCUGUGCCAGGGAUGACCACUGCCCAGGGACCCAGAAGUGUUGCCCGGGAGACUGCGGCUAUGUCUGCGAGGAAGCCAUUAUGGAUGUUUGCCAGCUGCCCUCUGUCGGUGGCAUCUGUAAGGCGAUGUUCCCACGCUUCUUCUUCAAUGUUUCCACUCUCAAAUGUGAGGGAUUCAUCUAUGGUGGUUGCGGUGGCAACAAGAACAAUUUUGUGUUUGAAAGUCAGUGUCUCAGAACCUGUCGGUCGACCAAGGGGCGCGCCUAACCGUUGGCAGGAACAGAGAUGGCAAAAAUCACGCGAUUGGAUUCCCGACUCAGCUGCUUUCCUGGACCCCCGACUCUGCCACCGAGAUAGGACAAGGAUGAUGCCUCUGAAUGAUUGGAGCUACCUUGCCUGUCCCCCCCCAUGCC
This is a messenger RNA of Crotalus tigris (Tiger rattlesnake), 687 nucleotides long. Its product is annotated as eppin-like. Gene Ontology annotation, biological process: negative regulation of peptidase activity. The record is from RefSeq and is a predicted model, not a curated record. Lineage: Eukaryota; Metazoa; Chordata; Lepidosauria; Squamata; Viperidae. Bases 98 to 541 code for a protein of 147 amino acids. Gene Ontology annotation, cellular component: extracellular region. The transcript has 4 exons. Gene Ontology annotation, molecular function: serine-type endopeptidase inhibitor activity.